AUGCAGCGAGUCGCUUGGCUGGAUCAGAUGUUUCUGUAUUUUGUCGGUCAGGUGGAGGUCGACUUUCGAAAACGACAGAAUCUCACGAUCGCGAUCACUUUCGGGUUUCUCGAGGGAGACCGUUUCACAGUCAACGAGGCUCUUCCUGUCAUCGCCUGUCUCAAUUCUAUUCCCAACAUAUGA
Penicillium malachiteum is the source of this 183-nucleotide messenger RNA. RefSeq lists its product as uncharacterized. Lineage: Eukaryota; Fungi; Ascomycota; Eurotiomycetes; Eurotiales; Aspergillaceae. The record is from RefSeq and is a predicted model, not a curated record. The coding region runs from base 1 to 183 and encodes 60 amino acids. The transcript is spliced from 2 exons.